AUGAACGAACAGUCGUGUGCAUCAAAGGAGCGCUUUACUAUUCAUCGCCACAUAAAUCCACAGUACGAUGAUGACGUUUCAGAUGAGUCAAGCGACGCCGAGAGGCGUACGGAACACAAACGAUGGCAAAAGCAACCGACAGUGGUGGCGAAACGGAAUGCACGUGAACGCACACGCGUUCAUACUGUAAACCAGGCUUUCGUCACUUUGAAAUUUCACCUGCCCUCAUUACGGGCGCAUACGAAACGGGUCUCCAAGCUGAAAAUUCUCAACGCUGCUAUCUCCUACAUUGAUUCGCUGGUGGCUAUACUUAAGAACUAUGAUGCCAACGUUGCAGCGAUAACACUUCCUACUGACAGACGUCACCGUACCGCGCAA
Ostertagia ostertagi is the source of this 378-nucleotide messenger RNA. NCBI's taxonomy places the organism in Eukaryota, Metazoa, Nematoda, Chromadorea, Rhabditida, Trichostrongylidae. The record is from the annotation of a GenBank genome assembly.